CAUGCAAUGACGACACUUCAGGCUUUCUGACAUGGGCUCUUGUGGCUGCCCGCUAUCAGCAUCCAUCGCAUCGCCAACAUCCCCGCACUCGAUUAAUGAAUUCCGCUCUUAUCAAUUCUCACCAAAGCAUCACAUCUUUAGCUGUAUAACCUCUUCGAGAAGGUGCAGAGCAGCCUCCCAGCGUUAUCCUGCAAUUGCCGGCAUCCGCGGCAGAGAAGCUUACUCCAAAGCUUGAGCUGACGUGUGCCUGUAGAUCUACCGUGUAGCCGAUGAAGAAGUGGGAGAACCUUGCUUGAACCUGUUUGACCGUCUUUGGUCGUGCUGUUUAGUGUCUGGACCCGCGCCGUCCGGCCCGCUAGUCACUGUACAUAUGUGACCUCUGGUCAUCCUGCACCACACUCCGAGACGUCUCACACACACCUUCCAAUACCAUGCCCGACAACACACCACGCGGCGCGUCUGCGCAAGGCGUCGACGAGGAAACCCCGCUGCUCGGCCGAGUCGCAAAAAGUUCGGAAUCGUCGCACCUCAGCAGGCAUCUCAGGCAGGAUGUCAGCCGUAAUUGGGCGGAUGCCGUGUUGCUAUUUGGCUACAUCAUCACGGGACUACUGGAUAGCUCGGCCGUCUUCAUCUGGGGCAGCUUCGUGAGCAUGCAGACGGGAAACACUGUGUAUCUCGGUCUGGGACUAAUCGCGCCCUUUGAAGGCAUCAGAUGGGUCAAGGCGCUCACUUCGAUUGUCUCGUUCUGUGUCGGUUCGUUCUUCUUUGCGCGCUUUCACCGCUACUUCUCGCCCAAGAAGCGCUGGGUGCUCAUUGCGAGCUACUCUGCGCAGCUGCUUCUCAUUGUCGUGGCUGCGGUCAUCGUCACGGUCGGCGACGACGCGAAGGACCAGCUGCAUUGGCAGGUUCUGGUUCCCUUAGCUUCUGUCGCGUUCCAGUCGAGUGGACAGGCUGUAACGUCACGCGCAUUACAGUUCAAUGGUCUGACGAGUGUUGUCCUUACGAGCAACUACUGCGAUUUGUUCUCUGAUCCAAAGCUGUUUACUUGGGAUAACGUGGAGAGAAACAGGAGGAUCGGCGCGCCCUUGUUGCUUCUUUUUGGUGCUUGUCUGGGAGGUCUGUGGGCACACAGUGGCGUUGGUCUCGCGGGAGCGCUUUGGACUGCGGUAGGGUUGAAAAUGCUGAUUGUUAUUGCGUGGAUGUUCUGGACAGGGGAGAAGGAUGAGGAAUAGUCAGGAGCCUUUGUCAUUGGUGAUGGCCUGGUUUCCUGGUGCGGAAAUCCCUUUCUUUCACUUGACCUCCCGACGGUUAGGCACCGCACGCACAAUGGAUCUCAGACAAUUUUGUAUUGCUA
This is a messenger RNA of Macroventuria anomochaeta, 1354 nucleotides long. RefSeq lists its product as uncharacterized. The coding region runs from base 432 to 1232 and encodes 266 amino acids. The transcript is spliced from 2 exons. The record is from RefSeq and is a predicted model, not a curated record. Lineage: Eukaryota; Fungi; Ascomycota; Dothideomycetes; Pleosporales; Didymellaceae.